CUUUUUAUUCCAUUUUCUUUAUCUUAGCCUUAGGGUGUUAGGUAAACUUUCUGUCCUCCCAGGCUCAGAUCAUUUUCUUGUAUCUUUCUAUCUUGCUUAAUUUUUAUAAUAAAAUCUCUUUGAAAUAUUGGCAGUCUCUGGCCUCAAGGAGCUGGUGUGAAGACAAAUUUGAAAAAGAAUAAAAGAGAAUUAUGUGAUAAUAGAUUCAAAAUUAUAUCUGAAACACAUCCCCCCCCCAAGACAACCUAUUUAAAACCAAAUCCAAUGUGGGAGUGACUUUGAGCUUGAAGGCACCAGGAGCUGAAACAGAAAGGCCCCCCAAAUUCAGAAGGCAGAUUCCCUGGCUCAUGGCAGAAUCUGCCCGCUCGGUGAGGAAUUGCUGGGUUUUAGCCUGGAUGUUUUCUUCAUGUAUAAAUAAAGAUUAUGAAAGGGCAUUUGAUGGGCAUAAAAUUCAUGAUUAGAUUGAACCUCUCGCCUCUCUUGUGGGAUAGGGAGAACUGGACAACGGGGUUCUGGGCAGCUCCGUUGGCCAACAUGCAAAGGGACGACAGUGCUGGAGCGCCAGGCUGGCGUCAGGGCGCCUGCCGCGAGCGCAUGCAGCGGGCACUUUGUCCAGCCGUGGGCAUGCUUAGCUGUGGCUGGGAUCAUGAGCUCUGCCUUGAGAGAAAGUAAUUUUCGUGCUACUAGUCAGUGGCUGUUAGCUGUGAACAGGUCCUUAGCAGACUAGAGUCAAAAGUUGUUUUUUUCCCCCCGCGUCUUCCUCACUCCCCCACCCCCAAGCUUAAAAACAGCCACCCCUGCCGAAGGUAAUGUUUAAACCUCUGCUUCGUCGGCCGGUGUCCUGCAACCAGAGCAGUUAGAGGCGCCAGGCUUUUAACCUGACAAUGAUGUUGUAUUUGAACAGCUGCGUAAAGGUUUAAAAGGAAAGGGGAUAUGGGAAGCCGGCGGACGACUCCUGCGCCCUGGCCGGGGCCCCUCGCUCAGGGCAAGCCUUUGGAAAUCAAGGUUAAAGCUCCCCGCUGCUGCCCCGAGGCUGUGGCUUCCGAAGGACUGCUCACCCGCCUACAGCCAGAGAACGAGGGAGGAAGUUGUUGAAGAAGUUUCUCAUAAAACUGAGUUUCCAUGGUGGUGGUGAUGGUGGUUGUUUUUUUAAUGAGCUCGACCACAACCCCAAAGACCAAAUCCUCUUUAUAGAACUUUCCCUCACCAAAGGAAACAGAGGAGUAUGGUUCCCCCACCUCCUUUUUCCCUCCUUUCCCUUACCCAAGCAGAAUCGUGUCAAAUAACUUUAGGGAUUGCUCACAACUAUAAAACUCAACUUCUGACAAAAGUAUAGCUUUUAAUAUUUGACAAUUUGUGUUAAAACAAAAAUUGACCUUCUUGGUUAGUAGCGAAGGGGAAAAAUCAAUAGUAUAAUUUUCAAUAAUUCAUAAAGCGAACGCCAUUAUGCUAAAUCUUAACUAUUAAUCUUAUCCUUUACAAAGUCUCGAUUGAUUUGUUAAUAAAAUAUCUUCCCGUGUGUGGCAACAGCGGGUAUAACUCUUUAAAAACCUUCAGAAGCAAGAAAAUUACCAAGUAGCCCAAGAAUGUAGAUGAGAAUUUUAUUGAUCGCCCUGAUUCUUCUUAAUAUGUAUUAAUAAAUUCCACAACCUUUUGUACCUUGCACUUGUCAGAAACCAAUGCUUUUACAAAAUCCAUAAAAGGAAAACAUAUUUUUCUUUGCAGAAGAACCAAAUGACACCUUUGCGUCUCACUCUCUCCUGCUUGGCCCAGUUUUCUAAAACUUCUGGAGUAUGAAAGCGAGAGUUCCUUCCUUUCCUUGAAAACGUUUUCUUUCUCUCUCCCUUCCUUCCUCUUUGCCCUCUAUUAUCAGGGCGCAUGGGGAGGGAAACCUCGGUUUCGUUCUUCCGCUGGGAACCCGAGGGACGCUUUCGCGGAUUGUGAACUGCUGGAAAGGGAUUGUCUCCGGACUGAAAGCUCCCAGCGGCCCGACCCGCAGAGGUCGGGGUGUGGUUCCUCCGAGAGUCAAAGGCUCGGGUAGCCCACCGGGGCGCAGGCGUCCGGAGCUAGGGUGGCCGGGCGGAGGCAGAGGACAGCGCCGGGGCCGGGCGGGUGCUGGGGCUCCGCGGGGCCGGCCAACUGCGUAGCCUCUCGGCCCUCGCGGUCCUUCUCGCCUCCGCUCCCCAGGAUACCUUGGCCGCGUCUUAGGCGCCAGAGCUCUUUCCUGUGGACCCCUGGGGUUGGAUGUCUCAGAGCCUGGGGAAUCCGACUCACCUUCCCAGGCUGCCCGAGACAAAAUGAACUAGGCUGGGCCCCCCACCAUCCCCCCCACCCGGGCCCGGGCCCUCUCGGGCGCCUGCCUGGGUGUGUGCGGGGCAUGCUUCUGUGUGCUGGCGCCACGGCGCUCCGACUUCCCUCCCUGCGUGUGUCCGCCUGGAGACCCCCUCGGGACCGAGUGUUUCCUUCCGCCUGCGGGGCCCAGAGGCCGGAGUGGGGGACGCGAGUGGGGCGGGAGGGCCGAGCGAGCCCCGGGAGGCUGGCGGGCGGCGAAGAGUGCUGGGCCGGCAGUCUCCAGCGCGCACUAUCGCAGGCGCGUAGUAGAUGUCGCUGUUGUCCGUGCUUACGCGGCUGGCCGGCCGGGCUCUGGAGCACGUGACCUGCGAGGAGGCUGUGGCUCAAGGCCAUUUUCAAAUCUCAUUGGCUUGGUUGUCAUGUGGUCGGCAGAGGCAUCCACAAUUACACGGGGAAUGUUUUCCUAGAGAUGUCAGCCUACAAAGGACACAAUCUCUCUUCUUCAAAUUCCUCCCCAAAAUGUCCUUUCCCAACAGCUCUCCUGCUGCUAAUACUUUUUUAGUAGAUUCCUUGAUCAGUGCCUGCAGGAGUGACAGUUUUUAUUCGAGCAGCGCCAGCAUGUACAUGCCACCACCUAGCGCAGACAUGGGGACCUAUGGAAUGCAAACCUGUGGACUGCUCCCGUCUCUGGCCAAAAGAGAAGUGAACCACCAAAAUAUGGGUAUGAAUGUGCAUCCUUAUAUACCUCAAGUAGACAGUUGGACAGACCCGAACAGAUCUUGUCGAAUAGAGCAACCUGUUACACAGCAAGUCCCCACUUGCUCCUUCACCACCAACAUUAAGGAAGAAUCCAAUUGCUGCAUGUAUUCUGAUAAGCGCAACAAACUCAUUUCUGCUGAGGUCCCUUCGUACCAGAGGCUGGUCCCUGAGUCCUGUCCCGUUGAGAACCCUGAGGUUCCUGUCCCUGGAUAUUUUAGACUGAGUCAGACCUACGCCACCGGGAAAACCCAAGAGUACAAUAACAGCCCCGAAGGCAGCUCCACAGUCAUGCUCCAGCUCAACCCUCGCGGCGCGGCCAAGCCGCAGCUCUCGGCCGCCCAGCUGCAGAUGGAAAAGAAGAUGAACGAGCCCGCGAGUGGCCCGGAGCCCAACAAAGUCUCCCAGGUGGAGAGCCCCGAGGCCAAGGGUGGCCUUCCGGAAGAGAGGAGCUGCCUGGCUGAGGUCUCCGUGUCCAGUCCUGAAGUACAGGAGAAGGAAAGCAAAGAGGAAAUCAAGUCUGAUACUCCAACCAGCAAUUGGCUCACUGCAAAGAGUGGCAGAAAGAAGAGGUGCCCUUACACUAAGCACCAAACGCUGGAAUUAGAAAAAGAAUUCUUGUUCAAUAUGUACCUCACCCGCGAGCGCCGCCUAGAGAUCAGUAAGAGCGUUAACCUCACCGACAGGCAGGUCAAGAUUUGGUUUCAAAACCGCCGAAUGAAACUCAAGAAGAUGAGCCGAGAGAACCGGAUCCGAGAACUGACCGCCAACCUCACCUUCUCUUAGGUCCAAGGCCCAUUAGAGGCCAGGAUCAGAGAGGGGGCACCGCAUUCCAGGGCCGAGUGCUGGAGGACUGGGAAGGCGGAAACAAAACCUUCAUUGCUCUUUGUUUUUUUUUAUUUGUUUUGUUUUUGUUUUUGUUUUCCUGCUAGAAUGUGACUUUGGGGUCAUACUGUUCGUGCUGCAAGUGAUCUGUAAUCCCUAUGAGUAUAUAUAUAUAUUAAAAAAACUAGCACGUGUAAUUUAUUAUUUUUCUCAUCGUAAUGCAGGGUAACUAUUACUGCGCAUUUUCAUUUGGAUCUUAACUUAUUGGAACUGUAGAGCACCCAUCAAUCCAUUCAUCCAUCCAGAAAUGUGACUUUUUCAUGUUUUUCCUAACACAAAAGAUCUGUGUGUGUGGUUAGUCCAUGAGCUCAUGGCAUUUUGAGUACAUCCAGUACUUAAAAGUACUUAAAUUACAUAUAUAUUUAAAAAAGAUUAAGAAAACCCACAAGCUUUGGGGGGGAGGGGGACUAAAAAAGCACAUUACAAUGUAUCUUUUUGCAAUUGAAUUUAGCAAUUGUCCUUGGUGAGAUGGAAUAUUGACGAUUUAUGCCUUGUAGCCUUUCCCUUGUGGUGCAUCUGUGGUUUGGUAGAAGUACAACAGCAACCUGUCCUUUCUGUGCAUGUUCUGGUCGCAUGUAUAAUGCAAUAAACUCUGGAAACGAG
Molecule: messenger RNA, 4536 nt
Organism: Phacochoerus africanus (Common warthog)
Lineage: Eukaryota; Metazoa; Chordata; Mammalia; Artiodactyla; Suidae
Gene: HOXD10
Product: homeobox D10
Exons: 3
Coding region: 2602-3834 (410 amino acids)
Biological process (GO): regulation of transcription by RNA polymerase II
Cellular component (GO): nucleus
Molecular function (GO): RNA polymerase II cis-regulatory region sequence-specific DNA binding; DNA-binding transcription factor activity, RNA polymerase II-specific
Source: RefSeq, a predicted model, not a curated record